This is a messenger RNA of Osmia lignaria (orchard mason bee), 1779 nucleotides long. RefSeq lists its product as uncharacterized. Gene Ontology annotation, molecular function: BH domain binding. The record is from RefSeq and is a predicted model, not a curated record. Gene Ontology annotation, cellular component: mitochondrial outer membrane. NCBI's taxonomy places the organism in Eukaryota, Metazoa, Arthropoda, Insecta, Hymenoptera, Megachilidae. Gene Ontology annotation, biological process: regulation of apoptotic process; intrinsic apoptotic signaling pathway in response to DNA damage; extrinsic apoptotic signaling pathway in absence of ligand.
CGGGUUCGGCUUCGGCUUCGGAAAUGGCCGCGGGAAAGUAGAGAGCGUUACGUCGUCUGGCAAGCGAGCCAAAGUUUUUCGUGUGCAGCGCUCGUUAACCCGGCGCUUCGGGCGAUUCACCACACUUUCCACCACGGUGCCAUGUUUUGAGAGGAAAAAAAUUAAAAUCGAGUAAUAGUGUAAAAUCUUGGUGGUGAAGAGCAGUGCGGGCGGUCGUGCACGAGGAUGGCCGGCGACGACGGUGCACCACCGAACAAUGAGAUCCUCGGAGAGGGGCAGGCCGCGUCAGUGCGGGGGGAACCGCAUUCCAGAGUGGGCGGCAUCCUGGAAUGCGAUCCCCCCGGUAACAAGAAUUCGUCGAGCGAGCGAGCCUGCGACGACGACUGCGACGAGUCUGUGAUCGCCGACGACAGCGGAGGCGGUGGAGCAGUGAUUGCCGGCGAUAACGGCGCCCUGUGCCGAUAUGCCAUCGGCACUGCCAAUACCGCUAUGUCUUUCAUCGAAGUCUGUCAGAUACGACUGCAGCAUCUAUUCCCACACUUGGUCUCCUCUACUCGGUACAAUCUCUGCGAGGAUUCCAUAGAACUCACCGCGGAAUGUUUGGCCAACGACGUGAUACGGUAUCUGCUGAAGGAAGAUAUCUAUCUCAUAUCACGGGACCCUGUAUCGAGGAGCAUGAGGCACAACGUGUAUCAGAUGUUAAAUAAACACAGCAUAUUGUUCGCGAGCAUGGUGAACCGUUUGAACGUCGUGCCGGAUACGGCAUACGAGGCGUUCAUGGGAGUCGCAGAUGAGCUCUUCUUACACGGCGGUGUUACUUGGGCGAGGAUCGUGUGUUUGUACGCGUUCAUGGGCAGGCUUGCUCUGUGGGCUCGUGACAGACGAAUGCACGCUCUCAAAAAGAGAUUGCCGCUUUAUGUGUCAAGAUUCAUCGGGGAAAAGGUGGCACAUUUUAUCAAAGGGUAUGGAGGAUGGGAACAGUUGUGUAUAGAAUACCCUGUGGCAGAAGAGAUCAGUGGAGCAAUCUGGAGGAGUCUUUUAAUGACAGGUGCUACUUUGGGUUUGGUUGCAACAAUUUUAACAGUGACCUCCUGAUAAACUCUUAGAAAUUAAAUGAUGCAGGGUAUGUUUCUGGUACAACCUAUCAGUGUACUUAUAUUUAAAAAAUGGAAUUGUGUGAUUGGAAAGCUGUCUUCAGUCAGUUUAGAUUUUAUAUAACAAGUUUCCUAUUAUAUUCAUAUUUUGUAAUAACUGCAGCUCUGGACUAGUUAAAUUAAUGAGAAGAUUCUUUAUUUAAUGUUAUCAAAAUAUAAUUUCAUAUAAUACUCAAAAUUCAUGUUUUAGACAUACAUUAGGUGUACAAAUUAAUUUGGUGCCUUUUUCUUUUUUUAAUUCAAGAUUUGUUUUCAAAAAGUCAUAUUUUAGAAAUUCACAAAAGCGCGGGGAAACAUUCAAAUUUAAAUUAGUAACAUUAAAGGCCCCUAAUUGAUUUUUACAUGUAAUAUAUACAUAUAGCAAACAGGAAUCUCAAAAUUGUAUUGAAUUUAGGUAGAAACAAUCUAAAUGUAUUUAUUUAUAAUUUAUUUUAGUUAGAAAAUAUAUUAAAUAAUAAAUUUUCCUUGUCAAUCAAACAUUGUCAUAAUAAAUAUUUAGAAUUUAUAAAUCGACACAACAGUGCCCGAUCAGUAACAUUUUUUAAACAGCAAUGAAUAUUAUAUGUGGUAGUUUCUUAAAAAUUUUAUACACGUAUUUAAAGAUAAUAAAUAUUUCUAAAAAAAA